AUGUCAUCAAUGAACGUGGCCAAAUUAGAAAUGCUCUGAAUAAAAGUUCCAAUUACGACACCACUGUACGGCUUCUGCAAAUAUUGGAGGAACAUCAGUAUAUAGUUUGCCAUACAUUAUCAAAAGAUGAUCAUAUGCAAAACCUGUUCUUUACACAUAUUGAAGCUAUGCGUCAAAUGAUUAUAUGUUCAGAGGUGCUUAUAUUGGAUGCAACGUACAAGACAAACUUAUAUAAGCUUCCUCUUAUCAACGCUGUUGGUGUUAGCAACAUUGACAAUGCCAAAGUUCUUAAUACAUAUCAAAUUGCAAUGGCAUGGGUAGCAAACGAACAGGAAUACACAUACGAAUAG
Molecule: messenger RNA, 350 nt
Organism: Ambispora gerdemannii
Lineage: Eukaryota; Fungi; Glomeromycota; Glomeromycetes; Archaeosporales; Ambisporaceae
Source: the annotation of a GenBank genome assembly